This is a messenger RNA of Drosophila willistoni, 1603 nucleotides long. RefSeq lists its product as uncharacterized. The coding region runs from base 25 to 1584 and encodes 519 amino acids. Gene Ontology annotation, molecular function: ligand-gated monoatomic ion channel activity. The transcript has a single exon. Lineage: Eukaryota; Metazoa; Arthropoda; Insecta; Diptera; Drosophilidae. Gene Ontology annotation, cellular component: membrane. The record is from RefSeq and is a predicted model, not a curated record.
GUGGUUAAAGAUGAUGGCAUUCUAAUGUACAUGGUAAUGACUAUAACCAACAUAUCGCAACCCUUAGAGUUAUCCCUGAUACGCAAAAAAUCAGCCGCUAAGCAUUUGUCGCAUGUUUUUUUAUUGGUUCGAGAUGCCCACAGCGUAACCCAAGCCUGGAUGCGUGCUAGUUUUCGUCAAUUCUGGAAAAUCUGGCUUCUUAAUAUUGUGAUUGUCUUCUGGCGGGAGAAGCGAUUGCAUAUCUAUCGCUAUAAUCCCUUUACGGAUAAUUAUCUAAUAGCCGUUGAUCAGGCAGAGCCGGGACAUAUUCCCACAUUGUUUGAACUUUUUCCCAAGACAAUACCGAAUAUGCAACGCAAACCGUUCAGAAUGUGCAUCUAUGCGGACGAUGUAAGAGCAUUUUAUGGAUCGAGGGGUGAGAUUUAUGGAACAGACGGUCUAAUGGCAUAUUAUUUGGCUGAGAGACUAAAUGCCACAAUGAUGGUGACCCGUCCCCAAUUCUAUCGCAAUCACAAUCUCACUUCCGAUAUUUGUUUCAUGGAGGUGGCGAGGGAAUUCGAUGACGUUGCCAUGAAUAUACGUUUCUAUGCGCCGGAUACAUUUGACAGGCAGGCGGAGGCCACCAUAGCCCACAAUCGUGAUGACUUGUGUGUGAUUGUGCCAAAAGCUCAGGGGGCUCCGAAAUUCUGGAACAUAUUUCGCUCCUUUCAGCUCUGGGCGUGGCUGUUCAUUUUGGGUUCAGUGUUUUUGGCCUAUAUAUUUUGUCAGAUAGUGUAUCGGCAUCAUAACGCCCCCCUGGAAGUGGGAAUGCAACUAUAUGCUUGCACUCUCUCACUGCCCUUAUCCCAUGUACCAAAUAACUAUUCAUUAAGGCUCUUUUUGAUCUGUUGGCUUAUAUUCGGGAUGCUCAUAUGUACAGCCUUCAAGGGUAAUUUGACCAGUAUGCUAGUAUUUCAGCCAUUUUUGCCGGACAUCAAUCGGAUUAUAGAUCUGGCUUCAUCCAAUUACCGUAUAAUGGUACGACCAAGACACACCAAGCACAUUAACCAUUUCCUCACAUUGGGCCACGAGCAGGAGGGACGAAUACGAAAACUGAUGCUGGAGGUGCCAGAGAAGGUGCUCUUCGAUCAUUUCGACGAGAAUGACGUGUCCUAUGCAUACUUGGAAAAAUAUCAUAUUGCCAGGUUCCAGGUGCAUGCCCGCAAACACACACACUUAGGGCGACCCUAUUUCCAUUUGAUGAACAGCUGCCUAGUGCCGUUUCAUGCCGUCUAUAUUGUGCCCUAUGGAUCGCCGUAUUUGGGUUUCUUAAACAAACUCAUUCGCAGUUCACACGAGUUUGGAUUCGAGCGGUAUUGGGAUCGCAUUAUGAAUGCUGCGUUUAUUAAGUGGGGGGCAAAAGUGGUUUCCCGCCAACGUCACAACAGCAAUGACGAUCCGGUUGUCCUUAAACUGGAGCAUUAUCAAGCCGUGUUCUUUCUUUGGGUAAUAGGAAUUCUGCUGGCUUCAUUUGUAUUUCUCUGGGAGUGGAUCAUAGGCAGAAUUUGGCGUGGGCAAGCAAAUGCCAUGCAUAUACAUACAUAGAGUUAAUUGUUUAGACGCG